CCUGGCAAAAGCAGCUGAAGUCCUGGGACUGGACCAGGAAGCAGGGGAGAAAAUGACAUUAAGGUUUGAGGCUUCCCACCUUGAUGGCUUGUGCCCUGGAUGGAGCGUCAUCCUUAAAGGGAAGCCUCCUUCCGAUGCCAGCAAAUUUGAAAUCAAUUUCAAGUGCGGUGACGAGAUCGCCUUCCACUUCAACCCCCGUUUCGCGGAGUCCCAAAUCGUGUGCAACUCCUUCAUGUCCAGCCGCUGGGGACAGGAGGAGCACUGCAGCACUUUCCCCUUCGAGAAAGAGGAGGCCUUUCAGAUUGAAAUCUACUCGGAUAAUGAAAGCUUCCACGUGUACAUCGACGAGGUAAAGAUCAUGCAGUACAAGCAUCGCGUCGAAGACCUGAAGACUAUCACUAAGGUUCAGGUGGCGAAUGACGUGAAUAUCUCCUCCCUGAUGAUCACCAAAAAAACGUUUUAUUAAAAUAACUACGCAAGGAAUUAGGCUAAAUCAUAUGUCCACAAUUGCUCUUUAACAAAUUAGGCUGUGAACUUUUGUUUCUUUAUACUAAAUUAUUCGCUCUCUGUUUUUUUUUAAUACGCUUGAAUGUGUGUGACUUUAAUAAGCUUUAAAUGUUUUACAUUUGCUUUCAAAUGUGUCACGUCCAAAACAACAUUUGAUAACUUGUCCAAAACUAAUAGCUUGCAAACACAUACAAAAAGCAUUUAAAUAAAGUGAACCUACACAAUA
Molecule: messenger RNA, 733 nt
Organism: Paramormyrops kingsleyae
Lineage: Eukaryota; Metazoa; Chordata; Actinopteri; Osteoglossiformes; Mormyridae
Gene: grifin
Product: galectin-related inter-fiber protein
Molecular function (GO): carbohydrate binding
Source: RefSeq, a predicted model, not a curated record